This is a messenger RNA of Colletotrichum aenigma, 543 nucleotides long. It is a transcript of the gene KLC-1, whose product is annotated as Kinesin light chain. NCBI's taxonomy places the organism in Eukaryota, Fungi, Ascomycota, Sordariomycetes, Glomerellales, Glomerellaceae. Gene Ontology annotation, molecular function: protein binding. The record is from RefSeq and is a predicted model, not a curated record. Bases 1 to 543 code for a protein of 180 amino acids. The transcript has a single exon.
AUGUUCGAUACCAAUGCCAACUUGGAAGACGAUGCGUGGAUGUUCCACGCACUAGGCAACCUCUACUCAGACCAGGGCCGACUCAAAGAGGCUGAGGACAUGUAUCUACGGGCUCUUCAAGGCUAUGAGAAGGCACUGGGGCCAGAACACACAUCGGCACUCGACACGGUCAACAAUCUAGGCAACCUCUAUGCAGACCAGGGCCGACUCAAAGAGGCCGAGGGCAUGUACGAACGGGCUCUUCAAGGCUACGAGAAGGCACUGGGGCCAGACCACACAUCAACACUCUUAACGGUCAACAAUCUAGUCAGCCUCUACGCAGACCAGGGCCGACUCAAAGAGGCUGAGGCCAUGUAUGAACGGGCUCUUCAAGGCUACGAGAAGGCGUUGCACCCAGAUACGCUGAGAACAUAUAUCCCUGCCCUUAAUGCCCUGGAAAAUGUUGGCCGUCUGCUUGAGCAACUGGGUGCUACAGAUAGAGCUCUCGAGCACCAAGGCAAGAGUCGGUUCCGCCGCCUCGUGUGGCUACUGAUCAUAGCCUGA